GUGUGUGUGUGUGUGUGUGUGUGUGUGUGUGUGUGUGUGUGUGCAUGUGCGGCUCUCCCUCGCUGUGUCUUGUCUCCAGGAUUUCUCCCUGCCUGGCUCCGGAGGCUGCUCCAGCGCUGCGCGGAGCAGAGGUUUCCCCGGCUCCCGUAAAUACAGGCACACGCAUCCAGUGCACCACACGCACGCACACCACACACACACAGAGGCACACAGGCACGCUCCGAGCCGCUGUCCAGUCCAUCCCCACCGUCUCCAUCCAGCCUGGCAGAGGUGGCAGGCACAGCUCCGCGGCGGAUCGCGCUGACGCUGCCCCGGGACUGCGCUCGCAACAACGCGCCCGCGGUUUCAGUCUUCACAGGCUACAGACAGAUUUUUACUCUCUUUUUUCCUUUUCCUUUUUUCUUUUUUUUUUCUUUUUUUUUUUUUUUUUGGUUAUGGGGAAACUGCUUGUGGUUUUGGGCUUUUAAAUUUUUUUUUUUCUUUUGGCGAGGGGCUAGCGCUCUGCGUUUGGAGAAGGAGCCGGAGGGAUAAGGCUACCGCUCUGCUGCCCCCCCGCCGGGCGCGCAUGUGUGUGUGUGCGGGCCCGUCUCCCCCCCGCCUCGCAAAAGUUUGCCUGGGCGGCCGGGGGGCUCCCGGGCCGCCGCCCCCGCAGCCGGGGGGCGCGGCGGAGGCGCGGCGGAGCGCCGGAGGCGGCGGCGCGGCUCUUGCGCGCCGCGCGGGACUUGCGCUCCGCGCCAUGCCGGCGGCGCGGGGGGCUGCGCGGCGCUGCGCCCUGCCGGGGCCGCUGCUGCCGGGGCCGCCGCCGCCGCCGCCGCUGCUGCUGCUGCUGUUGCUGCUGCCAGUGCUGCCGGCCGCGGGGACCGAGGGCAAGGCGCGGAGCUGCGGCGAGGUGCGGCAGGCGUACAGCGCCAAGGGCUUCAGCCUGGCCAGCGUGCCCUACCAGGAGAUCGCAGGGGAACAUUUGAGAAUCUGCCCUCAGGAAUAUACAUGCUGCACCUCAGAAAUGGAGGACAAGUUAAGCCAGCAGAGCAAACUGGAGUUUGAAAACUUAGUGGAGGAGACAAGUCACUUUGUACGCACGACUUUCGUAUCCCGGCACAAGAAGUUUGAUGAGUUUUUCCGAGAACUCCUGGAGAAUGCAGAACGAUCCUUAAAUGACAUGUUUGUGCGGACUUACGGCAUGCUGUACAUGCAGAACUCCGAGGUGUUCCAGGACCUCUUUGCUGAGCUGAAGCGCUACUACACAGGAGGCAACGUGAACUUAGAGGAAAUGCUGAACGACUUCUGGGCUCGGCUGCUGGAGCGGAUGUUCCAGCUUAUAAACCCCCAGUACCAUUUCAGUGAGGACUACCUGGAGUGUGUGAGCAAGUACACAGACCAGCUGAAGCCGUUUGGAGAUGUGCCCAGGAAGCUGAAGGUUCAAGUGACCAGAGCUUUCAUUGCUGCACGCACCUUUGUUCAGGGGCUGACAGUAGGCAGAGAGGUUGCAAACAGAGUAUCCAAGGUCAGUCCCACCCCAGGGUGCAUCCGGGCGUUAAUGAAGAUGUUGUACUGCCCUUACUGCAGAGGACUUCCCACUGUGAAACCUUGCAACAACUAUUGCCUCAAUGUAAUGAAGGGCUGCCUAGCAAAUCAGGCUGAUUUGGAUACUGAGUGGAAUCUGUUCAUAGAUGCUAUGCUUCUGGUAGCGGAGAGAUUAGAGGGACCAUUCAACAUUGAAACAGUCAUGGAUCCUAUUGAUGUCAAGAUUUCUGAAGCCAUCAUGAACAUGCAAGAAAACAGCAUGCAGGUGUCAGCAAAGGUUUUCCAAGGAUGUGGCCAACCUAAACCAGCACCUGCCCUGAGAUCUUCCCGUUCUGUCCCUGAAAACUUCAAUACCCGGUUUAGACCAUAUAACCCAGAGGAGAGACCUACAACUGCUGCUGGCACAAGUUUGGAUAGGCUGGUAACAGACAUUAAAGAAAAGCUAAAGCUCUCUAAAAAGUUCUGGUCAACGCUUCCCUAUACCAUGUGCAAGGAUGAGCGAGUGACAGCCGGUCCGUCAGUCGAGGAGGACUGCUGGAAUGGCCACACCAAGGCCAGAUACUUGCCUGAGAUAAUGAACGAUGGCUUGACCAACCAGAUCAACAAUCCAGAAGUAGAUGUGGACAUCACAAGGCCCGACACCUUCAUUCGACAACAAAUCAUGGCCUUGCGUGUCAUGACUAACAAACUGAAGAAUGCGUACAAUGGGAAUGAUGUCAACUUCCAGGAUACGAGUGACGAAACCAGUGGCUCAGGCAGCGGGAGUGGCUGCACAGAUGACAUCUGUCCCACCGAGUUUGAUUUCGUCACCACCGAAGCACCGCCGGUCGACUCGGACAGGAGGGAGGUGGAGGCUGCAGCCACACUGCCUGGCUGGUCACUGAAGACAUUGCUCCUCAUCUUCCUCAGCCUUGUACUGCAAAGACAGUGGAGAUAAUCCUGGAUCUAGUCAGAGAAACUGUGUUUUAGCUACAGAAACAGCCUACUUUCUUCUUUUCUUAUCUCUUGGACUCUUGGACAGUGGACCACGCCACAAACACUUGCAGUUUUCUACAAGACAGCAGUAUUGCAACCUGCUUCCCGUUUUAGUUUUCCCAAAGAGUACCAGGUGCCAGACUGAACUACUUCCUGCUUUUUUCAGAUAUCUCUGAAGACAAUAUCUACUCUUGAGAGAAUUCUUUCUCAAUCCUUUAUUACGGGAGACUUUCUGAGCUUCAUUUCCUUUUAUGCUGCAAAAGGGAGAAAGGAUCUUACAGUAUGUGUUUUUCCCCAGUGAGAAAAAAUACAGGGGAAGAAACUAAGAAAGUUUUCUUUCUGAAUCAAGCCUGACUCAAGGCUGCUGCAUUUCAAUAGAAUAUCAACAAAACAAAGAAGAAAAAGAAAAAAAAGACAAGGAAGGAACAAAAAAAAUGCAACCGUUCUUCACUGACAGCCAGGUUUCCUUUAGGAACUUCUGUAGGAUGAUUCAGGUCAUCAGAAUGAUCACUGUUAUAGGGAGGAAGGCUGGAUUUUUUUUUUUCCCCAACACUAAAAAAGUAUGUCUCAGCAGUGAAUGUCUUGCACUCCAUCUGCCAACUACAUCAGAUUGAUAUGAAGGUAGAGAAGCUGAAAAAUAAGUUUAUCUUUUAGUAUGGUAGUAGCUCCACUAGCUUCAGAAUGUCAUGUUACAGUUGCUUAGGACUUGAAUCUUAAUGCCCAGUAAAAAUAUGAGUAGUAGCACGAUUUCACCUAGUUUCUUUUAGGAUUUAUCCAUGUUAUAGAAUUUUCACAGUUUUUCACUUAGCUCACCACUGUGAGCUCACCAGCCAUGAUCGUAAUGUUAAACAACGCUCUUGACCCUUCAUGGGUUCAGACAGAAAAUAAUCUCUUGUGAUGUAAUCUUUUUCUUUUUGUCACUGUUCUGACAUCAAUUAGAACUUUUUGCUACUAUGCCCAUUACCUUACCAAGACAGCAAUUCUCUAAUAGACUAACAGCAACCAGUUCAAUAGUGUGUUCCACACCUAACUACAUCUUUCAUACCAGUUAGUUUCAGUGUCACAAGGAUUUCUUCUAUAAAAUUUCAGAUCAAACAAAUAUAUAGUACUGGCAUGGAGAUUUCUUUCACUUUUUUAGUCUUAGUAUGAUCAUCUAUUUUUAUAUAUAUAAAUAUAUAUAAAUCACAGAUUUUAACUUCUUAAUUACAAGCUCAGGGUUGACACUUCUUUAUAAGAAAAAAAUGUUUGGUCAACCAACUCUUCUUUCUUUUUGCUGCUCUGGAAAGUAACCCUUUAAUGACUGGUGAGCAUGAAAAUCAAAGAAGAGAAUUUUUUACAUAUCCAGUUGUCCAUUUCCUAACAAGUUAGCAGGUUGGAGAAAACCUCUCUCAUAUGUGUGUAUUUGGUGGAGCAGGGGUGGGGCAUGUGAGUUUGUAUGAUAGACCUAGAGAAAGACAUGGAUGUUAAUUGUGAUGGUAAUUGUACUUCAGAUUCUUCAAGGAUACAUUGCUUUAAUAAUAAUUGUCUAAAUGGUUAUGGUCUGGGAUAGAGUUUCCCUAAUUGCAUCUGGUCAUAAAAUCCAAGAUGGAAGCUCUUUCAAUCCUGGACAAAUGUGUGUCAACAAUUCGACAUCAAAAUCCUUCUUCUCCCAUCAACCACAGACAAAGGAUUUUUGGGGCAAUUCACCUGGUGUUGAAAUUAUUUGCCAGAAAUUUAUUUCCUAAUUCUUACAUUGACCCUGGAAAUGGUAUGCACAAAUUGUGGUAACACUAUAAAGCCAGCCAACCACAUUCCAAUUUAACAGCAGAGCAGGUAGAUCAUAUCCAUUGCAAUCGCUUUUUCCUGUCAAAUUAUAAUUAGCUAUUGAUUUAGGCAUGAAAUUAAAAUAGAAAACACACAGCACGUUAGAAGAAAGUAUACUUCAGCACUUUUACCAAAAAGUAUUUACAAUCUAUUUAUAUAGUAUGUCUUAUAACAAAAACUGUAAGUUUUGAGCCACUUGUAUUCAAUUCUUUUUCUUCUCCAUUUUUUUACUUUGAAAUAUAAUGAUAGAUAGCAUCAUAGAAUCAUAGAAGCAUGGAAUGGUCUGGGUUGAAAGGGACCUUAAAAAUCAUCUAGUACCAUCCCCCCUGCCAUGGGCAGGGAUGCCAUUCACCAGAUGAAGUUGCUCAGGGCCCCAUCCAGCCUGGCCCUGACAGGUAGUCUGUUCUUCUGGGCCCAGAUUAGUUUAUCACUCACUAGAUCACACGGGUCUUACAUGGCCAUAGCAAUGCUUCCCAUUUCUCCAAAGUUCCCCCUUGAGCAGGUCUUCUGAUAGAGCAUUUACUGUUUAUAGGAAGUUUAAGCAAAUUCUCACAGGCUUUUUCUUUUGCCCUGGCACAGCAGGUAUCAAGCAGAAGAUUUUUGCUUUUAAUUUUUUUUCCUGAACUUGCACAUGAAGCUUUCUUUAAAAGUCUACCCUGAUCCUUUUCUUUCUACCCAUCUCCACAUUCCCUCUACAUCCUCAGCAACUUUGUUUCAGGAGAAGUUAAGUUUGAUUUUGAUUUCUCUGCUUGUGUGCUUAUUCACUGGUAACUGACUAAAUUUCCACCUGAUUAUUCUGGAUCUGAGUCCUUAUUGACAGGCAAAAAUGUCCAAGCCCUCUGAUGCAAGUCCUCUGUUGUACCUGCUCCACACUGCUAGUGAAGGAGCUGACAGACUCAUCAGCCCACAAGCAGGUGAUCUGACAACUGUUUUCAGCUGGUGCCACAAAAAGGGCGUGUCCAGGGUGGUGUCAUCAUCUAUUUUCAGACCUCCAUGGACUUUUGGACAAGUAAGAGGGAAGCAGGAAUCCCUAAGAACUAGGGGUUCAGUGAAGGCACUCAUCACUGGAGGAACUUGUCCUGCUCUUUUUUAAUUGGAUCUUAUAAACUGAGGCUCAAACAGAGCACCAGCUGAAUCUUUGCCAAAAUGUGAUUCUUGAGGGAGUUCUGCCACAAAUUUAUGUCUUCCAUGCUAUUAUUCCUCCUCUUAUUUUCCUACCAGGAAUGGUGAUAUUUUGUCAGGAGAUGGAAAUGCCUUUGCAUGAAGUACUGUGUAUAUAUUUCUUUAAUAGUCCCUAAAGAUUGAAUACACUCUUCAUACAUUGCAUUUUUCUAAGAUUAAGAGAGCUAUUAAAUCUACAGAGAAAAUGAAAUAGGGAAUGAAGGGGAGAAAAAAAAAGCAUUCAUGUUCAUAAAUGUGAGAAUCUACAUAAUUUCCAAUUAUUCUGUUUGCACAUCCUUUGCAUCCAAUAGCUCUUCUUCUAAGGUAAUUUUUUAGUGUGCCACAAUUUAAAUAUUUCUCUUCUGUUAGCAGCAGAUAAAGUAAGAAAUUAUAAAGAAGACAAUUAUAUGUUCAAGAAAAAGGAGCUAAGUCCUAAGGAAAAGUCCUUUGAUUGUGUAAACCCUCUAUUCUGUGCAAUCUAGAAGUUCUUCACAUGUAAUGUUCUUUUAAAGUGGAGACUAAUAAAAAAUUAGAUGCAAUUAAUUGCAUAACCAUUGCUGUAGACCCCUGUAAGGUUUUAUCUUUUCAAUAUUAACUGAAUUGCUUUUGCAUCAUCCCCAAAUUAUUCAUGUUCAUUGUACUGCAGAUUUUUCUACUUAUGACUCAAUACAUAGUAUUGUGAAUGCAGUGCAGGCUACCUGGACUCUGGCCAAACUUAGGCAUUUCAAAAAAAGACAAUCAGAAAAAAUAUUAAAAAGAGGAUAGAGAUUUCCUGCAAAAGAGGAAGAGGAAAGGAAACCAUGCCGCAGUGCUGGUAAGGGUUCAUCUAUCCCAGUUCCCUAAGAGGCAUCACAGACCCCUGUCUAUGGAAAACUCUGAAAAUCUGAGUUUCAGAUGCACAAAUCAUCCCAGUUCUGUGGGAUUUUUAGGAAGAAUGAUUCCCACAGACGUGUGAACCAGUUUGAGCUCCUUCCAUGCGAAAUGGCUUUACUGUGCAUGUGAGUGGCACAGAUUGCUCAGAGGUUGUGAAGUUUCCCUCAAUAGAGAUACCCAAGAAUCAUCUGGACACAAUCCUGUGCCACAUGCUCUGGGAUGACCCUGCUUGAGCAGGGAAGUUGGACCAGAUGACCCACUGUGCUCCCUUCCAGCCUGACCCAUUCUGUGAUUCUGUGAUUCUACGAGCUGGAGCUGUUUUUGGGAGGUAGACUCUAUGUGCAGUGUCUCAGCAGGCAGCAACUUUGCCUUCAGUUUACUAAUUGAUUCUGAAUCAUUAUCAAAUGUAACUAUAGUUAUUCACUGAAACUUUUAUUACUUCAGCAUAAAAAAUAAAUUACAGCACUGAUGUAAGUUGUGGUUUUUGUUUUUAAUUUGCUUCCAAAGAUAACCCAUUAAAACUGAAUACAGAAAAUUUUAGAAUGAUUAUGCAGGUUUCCAUAGAUUUCCGUAUGGUUAUUAAGGAGAAAUCCACAUUUCUAAGACCACAAAGCUAUGUUUACUGUAUUAACCCAUAAAUGUUCAAACCUGCUAGAAGAGAAUGGACAGAGUUAACAACAGUGGAAUGUUACAUAAAAUUGAAAAAAGCCAUAAAUUUAAAGGGAAUUCAGCAGUCAAAGGCAAAGUCUUAGUGUCAGUACUGAGAUUAUGUUGUCAAAACAUAAUAGACUCAGCAAUGCCUACUUUCAAGAAAAAUAGGGCAGGUGAUGGCAAUGUUUUCAUUACAACUACUCAGAUGGACUGUGAGGAUUAUAAUUAAUAUGUGUAAUUAUGACCUCUUUUGGAUAAAAUAAUGAUAAAGACCAGAGUACCAUGGUAUGUGAAGGAUAAAUGUUAUGAUAGUAACAAUUUCCUCCUCUGUUAAACAGUAUAGGAGACAUAAUGGAGAAUGAAAAACUUUGAUUUUUAAAAUAAAGCUCUAAGACCAGACAAGAGUGAUGGUCUCAAAAUAAUUUAGUCAGAACAUUUUGCAAAUCUGUCCUAUUCAAAUCUGCUGACCAAUACAACCAACCAAUCACUCGAGGGUAAUUUGCCAACAUAACAUGAGGUGUUCACUUACAGUAUCAACUUACUUUUCCUACUAAGCUGUGUAUAUAGUUUAUGAUUCUGAUUGUGCAUCAUAUGAGGUUGUAAACAGACUUGUGCAUUGCACCUGGGUGAAAUCCCAGUGAAAGCAAAUGAGAGCUUUGAAGUUAACAAGGGUUUUGACUAUAGUCAGGGAGAAGAAAAUAAGUCCCUUUUCCUCUGGAAGCUGUUCAUAUGUGGUUUAUUUCUGACUCUUAACAAAACAACAACACUGUCCAUGAAAGAAGUGAUGUUACCAUUGUCACCUGCAAGUUUCCAACCUUUACUCCAAAGCAGUUGCAAUCUUUCUGCCUGGUUUCCCCACAACCAAGGUCUCAGGACUGUCCAGGAGUUCAAGAAAGUCACAUGAGUUUGUCCAUGGCUUAAAGUCUACACAGUUAAAUGCAAUAAUUUCAACAAAAUGGCUUGAUAUUUCAGUCAGCUCUUAUUUCACCUUUAUAUUUAAUUAUGUAGAAUUGAUAAUUAACAAUAUAAUACACCUGAAAGGCUUUUGUUUCACAUCAAUGAAAAAAAAAACCCUUCUUCCUUUUCCUCCUUUAUUCUGGCACCAGGAAAUCUGUGCCGCUUAAUACUUAAAGCAGUUGGCAGCAUCUGGUGUGUAGUUUGUUUAUUAAACUCAGAACAGCUGCAUUACUAAGAGGAGUUGUCUUUUUCUUGAGAGGGAAUAGGGAAAGAGUGUGUCCAUUUAUCAUUAGCAAAAAAGAUGUACAGAAUGUUGACUAUUUAUCUUAGAUACAGCAGAGAUCCAUCUGUCAGCAUUUCUGAAGAAGUUUUAAAGUCAGAUUUCCAGGGAAGACAAAUCUACUCCCACUGAAACAUAAAUCAACACAAUUUUCUUCCAUGAAAAUAAUACAGAAUAUGUGGCUUUCAGUUCCAAGCAUUGAGGAAGUUAGAAAUUUGACUUCUCCAAAGUGGGAAACCAGCAAUUUAGACAACUCUCCUUCUCUCAGCUCCUGCAGCUCUUUUGUAGCUCUCCAGGGCUCUCAUGAGCCCCCACACAGAUUGUUUGAAGCAAGGAUCCUCCUGAGUAAGCAAGUUGUCUCUGCCAACAAUGGAGUUUGUUUUUCUAAGGUGAGUAGAAAGACAGCUGUCAGGGCAGAGUGAGACCCAGCAGAUAUGACUGGGGAGGAUUAACAAUAAAAUCAGAUGAGGGGCAGCUGGAGAUCCUCACAUCUUAGCUCUUCUGUUCUUCUUUUCUCACAUCCAACUUUUCAACCUACUGCCUGUGAAUUUUCAAUGUAGUCUGAUUAUAAUCAUCUUCUCUUGGACAUAGCAAAGACACAAACAUUGCUUCACAAGUCAGCAGUGCUUUGGUACUCUGCUGCAAAGUUUCUCUUCUCAUUUUCCUUGCAGACUGUCUAAUUCUGUAUCUUUCAGAGUCUGAGGAGGAGCUUACUACCUGAAACAGAAUUCUGUGUGUCAGUAGUCCAUUUUUAAUUUUAAAAAAAUGUGUUAUCUAGGCACAAAAGUUGUUCACGUGUCUCACAAAAUUUACUCAAUUUCACUAUGUAUCUAGUGAGUUUUCUUCUCCAGCCUGAAAACAGCACUCAGAGGAGGCUUUGGAAAAAGCCCAAACUCCAUUAACCCUCUAAGCUUCUUAGAGGUUCCACUACGUACCCCAAGUACCAGGUGACAGGUGGACAGUCCUUCUUCUCAUCCCUCCUCUCCUCACCUCAAAGUAUCAUCGUGGCCUUGAAAAUCUUUCAAAAUAAGUAUUUCAUCAUUUUAGCCUGUACGUUUUAAUUUUUUUCCCCAUAUCUGCAUUUCCUGAUGAUAAAUAAUUCUAACUAAUGCUUCCUGCGUGCCACAUGUCCCAUCUAUUUAACCAGUGUGGCUAUGACAAUUUUCUUCUCUGGGCUGAGCUGUCUUUUCUGUCAUUUUUAGCUCACCGGAUUUCCUAUCUCCCUUCACCAGAUUUCUGUGCCUUUGGUAGAAACUAAAGCUUCUAUUUUCAGAAAAAGGAAGUAGCAACAGGGAGAUUUGGUUCACUUAUUUGGGAGGUUUCUAUUGGGCUUUAUCAAACCCCAACUUUAGCUUUUAUUCUCUAUUCUAAACAUGCUUGUCUGGGUGUAGGUUCUUGAUUAUCUGACAUAAAUCUGGUGACUCUUUUUUCUAUCUAUAAUUAGAGCUUAAAGACUGUGUUUUGGGUUAUUCAUUCCGUUGUGGCAAAUUUCCACUUCUUUCUUUUAACUGCAGCCCUUCAUUUACUUCACACAUGUAUAAUACAUUGUAUGCAUGGAAGGUAAUUACAGAUAAAUUGUUUUAGUCUUUAGAUCACACAGAAGGUUUGUAAGCAAUCGGUUGGUGUUAGGGGGGGUUUUUUUAAAGAUACAGAGUGAUGAUGAGUCUCAAAAAUUUUCCCAAAGAGUAAUCAGAGGACUUCAGAUGCCAGCUUCGUGCUGUUAAUUGAGACUCCAAGAACAUUUUGUAAAUAAUUUGUGAAUAUGUUUGUGUACUUGAGGGGGGAGAAGGGAGCAUUCGCAUCUCUGAAAUAUUCUGAUGCUUCUUUCCAACUUCUGCCUAAUCUGAAUACAAAUCUACAAAUGAGGAAUUCGCAUUCAGAUGUUCAGGGAAGUCAAACUAAAUCAAUUGAUGGACAUUUACAGACAGAUUCCCCCCAGGUUACUUUUUUUGUGGAUGAGCAACAUCAUUUAAUUUCCACUAGCAAUUUUGUUACAUUUAUCAAAUUCAAAGAAAGGAUGUUGUUUAAGUAGGUCAGAUUUCUUGAUUUGGGUAUCAAUUGACAUUUAUACAUGUUUGUUAAACUUUUAUGCCUCCAGACAUAUGAACAUUGCUUGAAAGCAUGCAAAUUGUUAGCUCUGGUUUUUAUGCUAUGUUUCUAGACUAGUGUUUAACAUAGCUAAAUGUGAAUUUAUAGGGACGGUAUUUAAGUGCAAAUCAAGUUUAGAAUAGAAUUAGUUUCAGACAGAAACGGGGUUAGAUUGAAAAAAUAUUAUUAAACUUUAAACCUGCUUUUCUACUGAUCUGGUCCUAACAUUUCAGCUUAAUCUGGCACAACAAAAACCCAAAGCCAGUUUAUAGCUCAUACCUGAAACUAAAUGGUAGUUUCAAAUUUGGGUGUUUCCAAUCAAAAUGAAAGUUGAGAAAAAUCCCAAGUUCUUCCAUCUCCAAGCACUACUUAUAAAGAUAGAAUAUUUAGCAGCAUAUGGCAGUGUGUGUGUGUGUAUAUAUAUAGCAGUAUAUCAAGGCAGAGUUUGAACUUUUAAGGGGAAGAUUCUUUAUGGCUUUGUAACUUCAGAGAAGUAUUGUACCACAGAAAUAGACAGAAAUAGAAAAAUAUAUACAAUCGUUUUGAUACAUUUGUGAAAUAGGUUUCACAGAACCUGAUACUUUUUGUGCAAAAUGCCUUAAAUCACUUUAUGUAGGGCUAAUGCAAUUGAAUUUAUUUCUGUAUAUAGCCUUUUAUAGUAAAUACUUCGGAUGCAACACUAGACUUUUCUUUCCACAAUCAUAUACAGCCUUAUGAUUACUAACUAUAACAAAGAGGCAAUGAAAGCUCUGCUUUAUUAGCUGUGAAUGCACUUUCAGUCCAGUCGUAGACUGAGAGCUUGGAAGCAAGAAGUGGUGACAGUGCCAAGAGCACCAAGACCUUCCUGAUGGGCAAUGCCUACAUUCUCUCAGCCCUUUGCAACUGACUCUUUCUUUUUCCUCUCAUGCCAUCUGUCCUCAUGAAAAUCAGCUGUGACUUAGGGCCUCAGAUGUUCCCACCAAGCACUUCAGGGAGCACACUAUCUUUGUAGAUCUCUGCAGUCAGUCAGCAGAGAUGGGCACCUCCAUGCCUGGGAAGGGGCUUACCUCCCUUCCCAGCACAGGCUGCCUGGGAUGACAAGGCUUGUCAUGUAGAAAUCUCACUUAAGUGCCUGAAGGUAGAUGCUACCAGUGAGACAAGGGGUCCAAACUUCACUCAGACUCUCUCCUGGGCUCUUCAUGCCUGAGCUGGAGUAAGGAGCCUGGAGAGGAAUUCUACCUGGAGAAGUCACAGUACAAUGACUUUGUUUCUGGGCCAAACCAACCCUAGUGUAACCAGACGUACAACCAACAUGCACUCGUUCUGAAUACUGCCUGAUGCUGCUGUGUUUGUAUUCUUACUUAUAAGACAGUGGAACCAGUCAAAUAUCCUGGUUUCAAACAGGAAAGGAAACUGCCUUCAAUGAACAGAUGCAUGAGGGAUGGAGCUCAAACAGGUCUUUUCUGAAAUCCCAGAUGUCUUUGCAAGGCUAUCAUAAGCGGUGCACAGGGCUAAAGACAGCUCAGAUAGAUAGCAAGGAUUAUGAUGCAUAUAGCCAAAGGACAGAAAACAAAUUAAUGCAGUGCCUCAAAGAGUGAGGAACUGCAAUAAAGAUACCCUUUGGGUUUAAUCAUUAAUGCACUUAGUUGUUUGUCAGCCUCAGCCCUUACUGCAUCAGUGAAAGGAAAAUACACAUCUAAGAGGUCAGUAGAGAAAGCAAGGUUAAUACCUGCAGGUUAAUGCUGACAAACCACGAACACAAGUCUUUAAAAAUAGCUGAGUGGCAUGACAGAAAUAAUUCGUUAAAAGCUGAACAAUAAUUAAGCACAGCUUCAUGUGUUUCCCCCUCCAUCUCUUGAGACUCCAUAAGGAGGAAAAUCUUUUUCAUUCCCCAGAAUACUUCCUAGGGGGUUGGUGCUUGAAAUGUGGCAGAAACCACCCUAGCUAUGAAGCACCCAUUUCAGUCCAAUAUUCUGGGCCUCCUGCUCUUCCACCUUGUUUUCCUUUUGCAUUUCUGAGAAUGGUAUAUGCACACAGUGCAUGUCAGGAUGCAUCUCUCUCCUUGUAUGCACAUUUACGUAUGCAUGUACACAUAUAUGUGUAUCUCUACAAAUACAACCACAGACCAGUAAAUUUCAAGCACAUAUGCUGUAAGAGAGUAUUGGAAAGGCUCCAUUUACCACAAUACUUGACACAGACCUAAUGAGAACAGUCCCAAGCAGGGACUUGUGCUUUAAAUAUGUUUAUACCUUGUGUCUCUAUAAGUGGUGUUGAAAUUUUCUGAAAUUACUGGAAAAGAGUGAGCCUGAAGAACUUAAUUUGGCAACAUCUGCUGCUACUAGUAAGGAACAGAUAAAAUACACAACUUUCCAGAUAAAAACAGCAACCUAGAUGGUAUUUUGGGGCUUUACUGAUACAAAUUUCACUAUUCCUUGGUUUCGAUUUGUGCACAAGACCUCCUAGGGAAGCUCACCAAGCUUUUUGGAGCCCCUACUUCCUUCCUUUCAGGUUACAAUAAUUGUUAAAUGAUGACUUUCUUACAUUUAUGGAAGUAUAUUCUUUAAAAAUGAGCUGGGUAGAAUACUGGCGAUCAAAACUGUCAUCCUUGUUGUUUUUUUUUUUAAAAAGUGAAUUCAUAAUGCAUGGAAAGUGGCUCUUACUUCUAAUUAUAUAAUUUGGUCUCCCCUUAACUGAAUCACAGAUUUAUAAUCAUACUGCCGCUGUCCAUCACCCAAGAAUGACAUGACACAAUACCCGAUGGAUUGCCCCUGCAGCAAUUGGGUCUUUUUCAUUUCUUUCUUCUCCACAUACUUUACUCCAGGAAGUUUUGAUUAGUAGAAAUGCAUUCAGAUUUCCCUGUGGAUAAACAUUUGACAUUUUCCAGGCAAUCUCAGACAGUACUGCUCAGCCCAUUGCUUUUCAAUUUCCCCCUGAGUCUUUACUAAGUCCAGUGCACAACAGCUAAUGUGGUUUUCACAAAACAAUGAUCAGUAAUGUAAAUACCAUUUCUUCCCUCGAGAUUUAAAAUUAAUUCUGUGUUUUUAAAGCUAAUUUCUCUCACAGCUUUUUCAUGUUAAAGAUGAUAUUUUGAAAUCACAGAACAGUUAAAACAUAAACCAUUGUGUUUCUGUUCAUCAGUAAGAAAAGUUUGACUGCAGGGAUAUUUUGUUGUUAGGGUUGUAUUAACAGUCAUUUACUUAUACAUAUAUAUGUGUGUAUAUAUAUGUGUAGAGCUGCACCUGCUUCUUUCAUAUACCUUAAAAUUACUACCAGAUAAUGAAUGUCCUCCUGUUAAACUCUUUUUUUUUUUUUUUUUUGGUAUAGCAUCUUCCUGAAAUAUAGACAUUAGAAGACUUUGCUGCUCAGCCAAGGCAAUUUUGCCUGGUGCAAUAUUAUGUUAUUAGGCAAAGGCAUUUGAAAAAGCCAUACAUUUUAUUUUGUAAAUCAAUACUUCUUUUGCUGCCUACUGAAAAUCCUUUUUAGUGCUUACAACUUAUCUGAGAGCUAGAAUAGGAUUGUAAUAUUCAGUAACAGACUGAAACAAUAACUAGCAUUCUUAAAGAUUAGUUUUAUUUGCCUUUUGCCUGCAAAAGUUAUCCAUGUAAUGCUUUUCAGACAGAUUGUACCUUGUUAGUUUCCCUGCUUCAUAGUAUAAAUAUAUUAAUGAAUAUGUAUUUCCAUUGGCAACAGUGUAAGGCAAGUUAUUUCUCUCAUAGUGUUAUUCUACUGUUUAUUCAAGUGCAUAUUUUAAAUUUGCAAUGGCUUGUUGGAAAGUCUAAUUGAUUGUCACUGACUACUAGCCAGAGUUUUCUUUUGUUAAGACACCAUUACAUGAAAUUCUGAUCAUUACACGAGAGUUCACUUCUGGUGGUUGAUCUAAAUUAUAUUCUUUUCAAAAUCACAGCAAAUCCCUUAUCAAUGAAUCUCCACAAAAAUAUUGUGUUAAAAAUGUCAGAAAACACAGUUUUUCCAGUUGUCUUCAUAACAAGAAAUAAAUAGAUUUUCUGAGUUAAACAAGAAGAUAUAUUGACCUUUAUAUGAAUCUUGCCAUAACUGACAAAGCUUUGGAAUAUAGAAUUCACAAUUCACUAACUCUCUGUACAGAGAGACCAAUAGCUCAGCUAAAAAAUACCAGAUUGCUCAUCAGGGAAGUCUUAUUGAUGCAACACACUAAGUCAUUUGCAGACCAUUUACUAUAGGUAUCCAGUUGCAGCAACUACUGUGAGAUGUGACAACAAGAAAGCAAAGAGAAUCAAAUUCUCUGCUUCCCAGUGCCAUGAGAUUUCAAUCAACAGACAGAAACAGGGAAACACAUUCUUUCCAGUGGCUGUAGCUGCAUAUACUGUAUGUUGCUCUGACUUCUCUCUGUUGACAGUAAAGAGUAUUCUUGGUCUGGCAUCAUGGCAUGACAAGCUCUAUGAAUGAUUCACUACCAUUUUCAGCUCAGAAACCUUUAAAUACAUGCACAAUGCCACAGUAGGUGGUUUGCACUCAGCCCAUUAAUCCAAGUAUUAGAAAUAGGUGAUCAGAAGUAGUUAUUUUUGGUGAGGUAACUAUAUAUACAGAUGAAGGCUUCCCAAUGUAACUCAUUUAAAUUCAAAGUUUAGAAUGUUCCAGCAACCUGGACAAUGUAAUUCAUGCUGUGUGAGGACUAUGCAAUGGAGGAUCAGAAACACCUUCCCCAGCCUCUCUGGUCCUCCUCCCAGUGAAGCUAGUGAGAGUUUGCCAUUGGCUCCAGUACCAGGUAAAGCACAUCUAGCAAGUUUGAUACUAACCAUUCAGAUCUGUUUAUAUCCUCGGUGUUUAUCUCUCAAACAACACUGGUGACACUUACUAGUUCAUAAUUAAAACAGAAAUAAAGUGUGGGACUAUCUUUUACACUGUUACUUAAUAUUCAGUACUGUAUGUAUAUAUCUACUUGACACCUCAGUGAAGACUUUGACAUGCCUUAUUCAUUCUAGUUAUUUUUAUGGUAUUGGUUUUAUUAGAUUGCUUUCCCAUAUAAAGAAUAAAACUAUAACUGUUCUGACUUAAAAUUGUCCAAUUCAUUUUUAUCCAAGUUUUGUUAAAUCUAAAUCAUGUUCAUCUGUUCUUCUCAUUCCCAUCACCCUUCACUCACACUAGGAAGGCAAUGUAUAUUGGUGGUUUAAAAACAGGUAUUUGAUAUUCUCUGAUGGACUACAAUAAAUAUCUGAAGUAAGUACCUGC
This is a messenger RNA of Catharus ustulatus (Swainson's thrush), 15499 nucleotides long. It is a transcript of the gene GPC6, whose product is annotated as glypican 6. The transcript is spliced from 9 exons. The record is from RefSeq and is a predicted model, not a curated record. The coding region runs from base 566 to 2461 and encodes 631 amino acids. Gene Ontology annotation, cellular component: extracellular region; synapse; plasma membrane. NCBI's taxonomy places the organism in Eukaryota, Metazoa, Chordata, Aves, Passeriformes, Turdidae. Gene Ontology annotation, biological process: cell migration; regulation of protein localization to membrane; regulation of signal transduction.